Messenger RNA from Volvox carteri f. nagariensis, 4644 nucleotides. RefSeq lists its product as uncharacterized. The record is from RefSeq and is a predicted model, not a curated record. The coding region runs from base 1 to 4644 and encodes 1547 amino acids. Gene Ontology annotation, cellular component: nucleus; centriole; centrosome. NCBI's taxonomy places the organism in Eukaryota, Viridiplantae, Chlorophyta, Chlorophyceae, Chlamydomonadales, Volvocaceae. Gene Ontology annotation, biological process: cilium assembly; centriole elongation. The transcript has 18 exons. Gene Ontology annotation, molecular function: tubulin binding.
AUGCCAGAUGAACACUUGGACACCGGAACCACUGGCAACCGGUUCUUGCGCAACUCCCUGAAGGCUGCAUGGGCUUCGCGACAGGCUGAAGAGGAGCUGGAGCUGGAGGAGUUCCGGGCGCUGGAAACACAAAUCAAAGCGGAUGUGGUUGGGGCAGCGCGCGCACGCCCUGACCACGGUGGUCAGGUUGGCUGGAGUGAAAACUGCUUCUUAGGGUUUCAGGCACUUCCUUCUUCGACAGUCACCCUCGCGCCGUCCGCGCCCCUUCGCUCCUACGCCGCCAUACACCAGCAGCGCCCGCCGCAACCUAGCCACGGAGCGCCGCGGACCAACAGCCGCGGCAGCGACCCGCAGGCGCGCACGCACGCGGCCUGCGCGUCACCUCGGCCAGCGGGGCGGCACCGCUACAACGACGCCUUUGUUGGCGGAGCCGCGGUAGACGCUGAUGAUGAGUUGGCGGGCAGCUUUGGCGAACAAGCGGGUGGCGAAGCGCCUGGUGGGGAUGAAGGGUCGGCAUGGGGUCAGCAGCAGCAGCAGCAGCCCCUGUCCCCUGGCAAGUCAGGUGCAGCAUCGGUGGCGGGUAAGGUGGGAGGCACCCGCGGCUUUGACGACGCAGAUGCCUGGAACGACACAAGCAGCUUCUUUGGAGGCGGCACAACCGCCGUCGGAGGUGUUCGCAAGGGUGCGGCCGCUGCUGCUGCUGCCGGCGCAAAUGGAAACCGUGCGCCAUUGCGUGGCUCCGCUUUUUUUGGUAGACAAAGCCAGUCGCCCGCCUCGGCGGCGCAGCUAGAUGACCCCUGGGCCGCGCCGGCGAUAGGUGAUGAGCAGUACGGCACGAGCCAGGAGGCCUUUUUGGAUGAUUGCAGUGGCUGGAGCGCUGACCAGCAGCAGAAGCUGCAGCCGCAGCCCUUGAGCCAAAAAGGUGCUGGGGAUGAGGAACGCGGCCCUGACCAGCCCUUCGUACGUGCGCUGUUCAGCAAGCCGCAGCGACAGACGAUGCAGAACGGCGGCAGCCGUACCGUGGUCAAGGGCACUGCUGGGAAGAGCCGGGCGGCGGCGACAGCGGCAGCGGAGCCGUCGGGGCCUUCAGCUGCAGAGCUAGAGAAAAUGCAGCAGGUCCUUGAGGAGCAAUUGGCCAAUGUGGCAUCGGAGCGGUCAACGCUGGUCCGGAUGCGCACGGAGCUGGAGAAAGCGGCCAACCGGCUGGAGCAGGAGCGGCAGGCUUGGGAGAAGACGCGGGCGGAGGAGCAGGCGAAGUGGGAGGCGCAGCGGGAGGCGGAGGAGGGCAAGCUGCGCCGGGAUCGCCGUGUGCUUGAGAAGCAGAGCAAGGCGCUGCUCAAGCUGCCCAACAAGAAGGAGCGCACCGCUAUGGAGGCUGCGGAGGCCGCGCUGGAAGCUGAGCGCCGAGAGGGCCGGGCGCGGGAGGCCCGACACAAGCUCACUGUUGAGCGGCUGCGCCGUCAGCUGGUCGAGUUACAGGGCCACGAAAACCUUGCAAAGCCCAAGGUACCAGAGCGCAACCAGGAGCUACGGGAGGAGGUGCGCUGGCACGAGGCACAGCAGCUGGAGCGGGGCUGGGGCUGCCCGGCAGGAGCUGCAACCGGGGGAGGCGCCAGUGCCGGCGCCAAAGGAGCGGGCCCAGGCGCCGCGCCGCCUCCAGCCAAGCCGCGUCCCGGUCGGACGAUAGCGGUGCAGACGGAACCGCUGGCCUUCCUUCCCCCCUUGGAAUGCGUCGGGGCGGGUCACCGCGCGGACGGCGGGCCCCCAGCGGUUAUCGUGGCAGGCAGCAGAACUAAGUCCUCAGGGAUGGCUGCACCCAGUGUGGGCGGCAGGUUGAGGGGCAUGCAGACGGUUGGAAGAGGGCAUGCAGACGCCUCGGUGGGCGCCGUGCAGCCGGCACAGCCGACGUCAUGGCGCGCUGAGCGGGCGGCGGUUCGCAAAAGCGGUAGCCCGCUGCAGUGGCAGGCAAGUGUGCCGGGUAAUGAGGGAGAUGAAGGGCGAGAAAGUGGCGUGGGUGGUGCUGGCGAUGGAGGUGAGGAAGCAGGACCUACGUACUACGGGCAUGACAAAUUUCGCACGCAGCGGUGCCAGAAGCAGCUUCGAUCGCAGCGGGAGCUGCGCGGAUUAGGGGCGCGGCCUGACUCUCCCUCUUCCUCCCUGCUGUGGCAGCAGGGCAGGGAGCAGGCGUACGACGUGGGCGACGAGUACGACACAGGAUGCGGAGGGGAAGUGGAUGCGGAAGAAGACUUGGGGGAGGUGGAGGACGGGGAAGCCGAGCUGCUGGGAGGAGCGGCCAGGUGUGGCGGUGCUGGUGGCGGCGGUCGCGACGGCGUUUACGUCGGCUGGCGCAGGGGCGGCGCAUGCGCGCCAUCGGGUCCUGGAUCUCCAUCGUCUUACAGCUAUGUGCAAAACGACGAUGUGGAGGUCCUGACGGACGAGGCGGCCGGACCUGAUGGCGCGUACUCCGACAGCGUGUCUGCAGUUGCGUGGCGGCAGCACCAGGACUUCAUGAACAGGGUGGGACUGGAGCCGGGAGACGGCCGUCGCCCAGGUCCCCCUCCCGCAGGCUCGGAAAGUCCGCGCCAAGGCCGCCGUGCCUUCCCCGGCGCCGCUGGUCCGCGGCAGCAGCAGCAGCAGCAGCAGGGCCAGCAGCGGCAGCAGCCCCUGCCGCCGCCUUGGGGCCGCGCCGGCGACGCGGACGCGUCCAGCGCGCAGGAGUUCAGCAGCACCCAUCAGCGCCCCGGCACCAGCGACCGCCUGUCCCGUCCGCCUGAACUCCAACAGCAGGACCAACACCAACACCAACACCAACACCAGCAGCAACAACAACAAACGGUUUGGCAGGCGUACGGACCUGGAGGCGGGCAGCAGUCUUCGCGGCAAAGCGGCUCGGCAGGUCGUCCCGCAGCGGCUGCCAGCAGCAUGCCGCCGCAACUCGCGACGGAUCUACGAGGGGGCCCGGCACCCUGGGAGGAGGCAUAUCCCGACCAGGAGGCUGCCACUCGGGAGCCCCUCCCUGGCUCGUCUCAGGGGGGCCCUGCAGCAUCUCCGCCUGGAAGCCCACGCUGGGCAGCACAUGGUGCGCCACCUGGGCCAGGUCCUGGCGCUGGCAAGGGCGCAACCGCUCCGAGGGUCUUUUUCGGGCCCCGCGGCAGCGAGGCGGCACCUGCGGCUGCGAGAACGCGGGGGGGGAUCCCGCCGGCGGCUGGGCAGACCAGUGGGCCCACCAGUGCAACCGCACCGGCGCCGGUGGUGGUUUCGAUGGCGGUGAGCACAGGUUCUGGGCGGUCUGCUGGGCACGGGUCGCCGGCCCGUCCUUCAAGCCCUCUCCGCGGCUCCCUGGCGGAGCUUGAUGGCGUGAGCCAGACACUGGCGGCGCUCCGCAUGGACCGCCGCGUCGAAGCGGCCGCCGCCGCUGCUGCUGCCGGGGGCGGCUCCACCGCCAAUGGCGCUCCCGCGGCUUGGCCCGGGGUUCCAAGCCUUGGCCGCCCGCCGCACUUUGCGGCUGCGACAGGUCAGGCCCAAUCGCAGGCGGGGCCAGGUUCGGGGCUGCAGCGAGGGCUCGGAUCGCAGCGGCCUGGGGCCGGAUCCCCCGAGGCAGGUAGCGAGGGUGGCUGGCCAGGGGAUGUCUGGUCGCCAAGAUCUCGCGGCGGACCCGCCCGCGAAUCGGCCAAGUCGCAACAACCUUCCUCAGUCGCCCCGAUGGCGUGGGGCCCGGGGCCGACGCACCAGCAGCACCAGCAGCACCAGCAACCGCAGGUGGCGCUACUUGACGGGAGCUCUCGAGUCUACUUCUCGAACGGGGACAUCAAAUGGUCCAUUCCCUCCGCAGCAGCCGCAUUUCGCAGUCCUGCUGCCGCAGCUGCAGCCGGCGAGGCCCCGUCACCGCCCGACGUGGCUGUGGUGCACUAUUACUACGCAGAAGUGGGCACCUGGCACAGCACUUACGGCGGCGAGGGCGGCGUGGAGGUGUUUUACUUCCCCAGCGGCCAGACGGAGGCUCACCACCCUGGCUACGGCAAGGAGAUCAUGUUCCCAGACGGCGUGCUGCGCGUGGUGACGACAGACGGGGAGGAGCUGGACAUCGGCUGGCCCCAGCUGUCCUGGGCAGUUCAGCAGCCGCAGCCCCGAGUGGACGACCUAGCGAGCGCCCCCAAGCUGUGCAUCCCACAGAAACGCUGCCCUAGUCAGGAGGGCCGUAACCCGUCGCCAUGUCUUGGAAAAGUCGUCGUGGCCGGCCGCCUAACCGCCGCCAAGCAGCGGGUGGGGCUUUUGGCGACCCCCAAGCACCCAAUCGGUAUCGCAUGUGGGAAAAUAGCGAUCGGAGGUUUUUUAUUUUUGGACCGAACGGCCAUAAGUCGAAUGACGUAUGGGCGGUCCCACAUCACCAAGAGACUGCGGGACCUUAGCUUUUUCUCUCAACUUAGGAAACGGCCAGGCCCCAGGCGCGAAGCGCCUUUCGGGCGCCCGGCAGUCAGUCACCCAGUGCCGUACAGCCUCUCCUGCGGAAUGCUGUGGGGCGACUACUGGCUGCACUGGGACCGUUGGCCCUUUUUGUCUUCGAAGCAGCUGACUACCCUAGAGUCCUGUGCAAGGUCGAAUCCUUUCAUUCUUGGCAUCCUAGCAGCGGAGCCAGCCAGCUAG